Messenger RNA from Lytechinus pictus (painted urchin), 8241 nucleotides. RefSeq names its product kinesin-like protein KIF19. The coding region runs from base 1 to 3246 and encodes 1081 amino acids. The record is from RefSeq and is a predicted model, not a curated record. Lineage: Eukaryota; Metazoa; Echinodermata; Echinoidea; Temnopleuroida; Toxopneustidae. Gene Ontology annotation, molecular function: ATP binding; microtubule motor activity; microtubule binding. The transcript is spliced from 19 exons. Gene Ontology annotation, biological process: microtubule-based movement.
AUGACUCUUGUCUUUCAAUCUGAGGGAAGUGGGUUCGAUUCCAAGCCAUGGCAUGUUCUCCUUCAGAAAGAAAUUUACCCACAUUGUGCUACACUCGACCCAGGUCAGGUUGUUAUCUUGAGGGAUCCGACAGAUGACCCUGAUGAUGUCCUCAGAGCUAAGAGAUCCAGAGAGAAACACUAUGUCUUUGAUAGAGCAUUUGAUGAAACCAGUACACAGGAGGAGGUAUAUUCUAUAACAACCAAGGGCCUUAUACAGCGUGUGACUGAGGGAUACAAUGCUACUGUCUUUGCUUAUGGAGCGACAGGUGCUGGUAAGACGUAUACUAUGCUUGGCACGGACAACGAACCCGGGAUCAUGGCUCAAGCUCUCAACGACCUCUUCACGGAGAUGGAAUCAAAGAAAGAAGAAAAAAUAUUCUCUGUCACCAUGUCAUAUCUGGAGAUCUACAAUGAGAUGAUCCGGGAUCUCCUCUUUCCGUCGUCCGGAUUCUUAGAUCUCAGAGAGGAUGCGUCGGGCAACGUCCAAGUAGCCGGGAUCAAGCAGAUCUCUACCACAUCAACCACAGAGAUUAUGAACCUGUUGAUGCAAGGCAACAAGGAGCGCACCCAGGAGCCGACGGCAGCGAACAAGACCUCCUCCCGCUCCCACGCCGUGCUCCAGGUCACGGUCAAGGAGAGGAGCCGGGUCCGAGGCAUCGGUCAGCAGGUCAAGAUUGGCAAGCUCUUCAUGAUUGACCUGGCUGGGUCUGAGAGGGCCUCGCAGACAAAGAAUCGUGGCAAAAGGAUGAUAGAGGGCGCUCACAUCAACCGCUCGCUGCUGGCUCUGGGCAACUGCAUCAACGCCCUGUGCCUCGGUGGCAAGUACGUGAACUACCGCGACAGCAAACUGACGAGACUGCUCAAGGACUCUCUGGGUGGGAAUUGCUACACCGUCAUGAUAGCCAAUAUCAGUCCUGCAGAUUACCUCUUUGAGGAGUCCAAGAACACCUUGCUGUAUGCCGAUAGGGCCAAGAAGAUCAAACUCAAGGUGAAACCAAACCGGAUGAAUGUGAACUACCACAUCGCCCAGUAUACCAACAUCAUCACAGAGCUGAAGCAAGAGAUUGAGAGACUGAAAGGAAAGAUAGCAGACCACCAGAUCGAUCCUCUCAAGGCGAAGAGCUCACAUUCUGGACUAGAGUUGUCCUCUACUCAGCAGAGCCGAGAGGAGAUGGACCAUCUUAGGCACCAGCUGAUCAGUAACUUCCAAACUCAGAUGGACAUCAGACAGAAGCUUAUGGAUGUUGAGCAAGAUACAUGGGAGUUAUCAUUGGAGGCCGAUAGAUACCAAGCCGUCUUAGCCGAUUUCGAACAGGAUAGACUGAGACAACAUGCUCCCAGUAAAUUGAGGGGAGUAACUAGUAGUCUGGACAUGGAUAACAAGGACAAAGAGCGUGCCCUUGAGAAGGACCUCGAGACCGAUAGCAACGGUUCAUACUCCCCUGAAGCCGAGCCUGAGGAGAUCAUGUUGGCCAGGGACAGUCUUACUACAUCUGUCUUAGCCAGGAAGCAGAAGGAAUCGGAGAGGAAGAAGCUUGAGAAACACCUGGAGAAUGUCCGUGUAGCUGCAAACAAGCUUGAAGAGGUUCUUCCAAGGAAGAUUACCAGUGGCGAGCAGAGAGAACUGUUAGAAAUGCUCUGUAAAGUUCAUGAGUUGGAGAUUGAGAAUACCGAACUGAAAUCACGAGCUCUGAUGGACAGGCAUGUCUGUGAACAGAAAGAGAGUAUCAUUCUAAGAUAUGAAAAACACAAACAGGUCUGUGAUCAGAUCAUCAGUGAACAACGCAGACUCAUAACAGAGCACAGUCUCCCAGUGCCGAUGGAGCUGGAAGAGUUGUAUGAUAAGUACGCUAUGGGGGUUAACGAGGAUCUAUAUGAAGACAUGAGAGCGCACUCAUCUAUGCAUCUACAUCUCAACAUGGAAGGCAUGAAGGUCACAAAAGCAUCGUCGACAUACAACUUGAGGAAGACGGCAAGACAGCUGCAGGAAGAGAGAGAAGAAAGCAACUCACCGGAGAAGGAAUCCGUCGAGAUCAAACAAAGCAAACCAGCCACCAAGAGGCAGCAUGCACAUUCUGAAAGUAAACCUGCCGCCUCUGGUCAGCCGCGGGUGUUCCAGCCCAGCCCGAGGACCAGGCAGCUGAGAGAGAGCGGAGCAGCAGGACCUAUCCCAAGGGUGAUGGUAGAGUCACCCUACACCCCUCCGAUCACCAAACACGAGAGUCUGGUUGACCUCGGCUCUCACGGGACCACCAAACACCCUACCAAGCGCCCCUACACCCCGCCCAACGGCAUCUCGGCGCACCCCAUCAAGUCCUUCAAGGAGCUCAACCUCAGCGAGUCUGAAUCCGACAUCAACCGCAAGGAAAUCGUGCAAAGGACCAAGAACAUUGCCGCCGUGGCCGCCCGCAAGCGGACAUCCCAGAAAGGGAGUGAGAAAUACUCCAGACUGGAGAAAAUGAAUCUCCACGACAGAGGGUUCGCGUCCUUGCGAGCCUUAGAGGAAGUCGCGGAACCCAGACUGAAUCAGGAUAGCCGACUUAUGCACAGUCGACUUUCCCAGAUCAGUAGGACGCUCUAUACAAGCUCACCGAUUGAAUCACAUGUGAGUGACUUUGAUGAUCUGUCGUCGGUGAGAUCGUAUGAAACGAGAUCACAUGAUAACCAUACUACUUCCUUGAAGAACAAGCAACCGUCGAGGUUCGCAAGGAGUGUGGCUGAGAAACGACAGAAGAGAGACUCAUUGGACCAGUUAUCCCUGAUCCCGAAACCUACUGCUAGACGAGGUGGAGCUGUCGCACAGAUAUCCCCUCGGAGGAUUGUUCCACAAUCCACGUCUUUCAACGUCCCAGGCGAGGGCAGCAAACCAAAUAAACGGUAUCAAGUAAAUCAAGCAGGAGAACAAGACAUUGGUACGCUGAUGGUACGGAAGACCACGCCCCCAUCCACAGUACGACAGAUCGGAGCAGACAGGGGCAAGGGGCAAACUGUUGUCAAAAGAUACAAAGGAGCCCAACCAUCCGGCGUGAUGUCGAACCACGACGCGCUCUCCGACAGGAGCACCCCCAUCCCUGCAACCAAACCCGCUAGGGGUGGCGCCCCCGUCAAGCCCGUCGCUAUCCCAUCCCAGGUUCGCAAGGGAAGUCUCUCGGUGUCGGGGCUGGCCGUCCCACGCAAGACCGUCGGCAUCGGCAGGAAGCUGUGAGCGGGGUCCUGGGUGGUGUCUUUAGAGGCUGAAAUCUGUAGCUUAGUUUGAUUAUAUUCAUGACGUCGUCACUGCCAAAGCUUCAAGGCUGUCUAGUAUUCAACCAACAAUUUGAUUUUCGCAUAACCAAGCAAUGGAAUGAAUGAAGUUUUAUGAGAAAGAAACGGCUAGAUAAAACAUGCACUCCAUGGUCAUUACAGAUCACUCCACUGCCCUUACAGUUUAUUUUUGUACAUGAUGUCAUCACUGCCAAUACCUUCAAUGCUCUCAAAGAUUCACCCAACACAUUUUACGUAACCAAGCAGCGGAAUAAUUCAAGACUCAUAAAAAAGAAACUGCUACAUUGAGCCCUAUGCUCGUUACGGAUCGAUCCACUGUCCUUACAAAUCACGUGCGUAGCUUGAGGAUUACCCAGUUUGAGAUUAAAUAAUUGGACAGAGUGUCUUCGAGUCCUGUCCACGACCACACAAAGAUUUUUCCCUGAAGACGAAUAUGUUGCCCAGACAUUGAUAUUCUACGGAAGAUGAGUGGAUCAGAUCAGACAUGUUCUGAUCUGGCUGUUUUACAUUUUAUACCUGCACCUGAUACAGUCCUGCCAACCAGUACGUUUUAGCCGUAUUUAGUACGUUUUUUUUUUUUUUUUUAAUAAAUCGUAAUUUAUUGAGAAAAAUGAUCUCUAUAUGUCUCUAUUUCAUAAAACGUGCACAAAUAUGGUUAUUAGAUCAAUGUAAUUUCAGGUAACUUUUUUUUUUUUUUCAAUCAUUUUGUUCAAACCAGGGUGAAGAUAUACACAUGUUUUAAUGUUUUUUUUUUUCAUCUGCAAGAGCAGUGCGCAUUUUAGCUUGCAUGCAGCUUGAGCGCCGCGAUGAGCGAGUGCGCCAAGCAUUUUAUUAUGAAAUACACUUUUUGGGGGAAAAAUACAUUUUUUUUAAUCACAGAAUACAGUUUUUCAUUCCCAGAGGUUGGCAGGUCUGCUGAUAAGGACAAUGAUAAUUCAUGAUAGACAAAUGAUUUCUUGGAGUCAUGGAGCAUACAUGGUCGCUACGGAUCACAAUCGAUAUCCCUCAAUUGUCAAUAGUACAAGUAUUGCAUGUACUUUAAUCAUGGAACAACACUACUAGAAUAAAUUAUUUCUGGAUUAGUAAUUUUGAUCUGUAUCAAUACCCAGGAUAAUGAAAGAGGUUAGUUUCAUAAUUACUUCUAUUUCAAUGUAUUAAAAUAUAUUGAUAUGAUGUAAAUGAAAUAUUGAUGAUUGCCUUAGAGGCUUUAAAUCUAUAGUCUAGCAAUAUUUAUGCUUCAAUGCGAUUAUUUGUAAAAAUAAAAUAUGACAUAGAAUGUCAUUUUGAUUUAAACGUUUAUUUCAUAAUAGGAGUAUUUAUUUGACUUGCUCUCGGAACAAAAAUAUAUGAGCAUGAUUUUUUUAUGAUCAUUGUGUGUAAAAAUGUACAGUUUGAUAAUUUUCAUUCUUUUUUUGAAUGAUCAGUAUAAGUAAUUUAGCAGACGAGUCUUUCAAACUUUCCAAGGAAAAAUUCUUCUCUAAAAAUGAAGGCGUUUCGCCUUCCUGUCAGUGGCUUAGAACAAAUGUGCUUUUUUUUUUUCUUUGCAUCUAAUUAAGAUUUGUAAUUUAAUCAUAUUCACUUUGCUUGCUUAAUACUGAAUGAAAUUAUACGAGGUAUGAAUUCCUUGGCUUGUGAAGGUAAUGCAAAAAAUGCUAUUGACUUUUUAUUCACUUGCCAGAGAUAAGAAUUUAUUUGAAUGAAAUGGUUUAAGAUUAGAAAUGUAAAUGUCUUUGAAUGGAAUCUUCCUGUCUCGUCUUGCCUGUAUGUCUGUGUUUGUAGAAUUCUUGAGCCAGCCAAGUACAACAUAUUGUAGAUAUUUUUUUUUUACUAUUGGUCCAUGUAAUAUGGAAAAAUAAUUCACCAUUGUUCCAGAUAAGAUGUAUAGAAAUAAUUCACCAUUAUUCCAAACUAGAUGUAGACAUAUAUUUCAUAAUUCCAUGUGAGAUAUAUAAAAAUAAUUCAUGUUUUUUCCAUGUAGGUAAUGUGGAGAAGUAAUUCACCAUUAUCCGAUGUAAGACAUAAAGAAAUAAUUCACCUUUAUUCCAUGUGAGAAGUAAAGUAAUGAUUAAUCAUGAUUCCAUUUAAGAUAUAAAGAAAUAAUUCACCAUUAUUCCAGGUAAAAAGUGAAGAAAUAAUUUGUUUCACCAUUAGAUUUUAUGUGUUGUGAAGAAAUAAUUCAUUUCAUGUUAGAUUUAAAAAAAUAGGUAUGUAAUUCCACGAAGAUGAUAGUUAUUAUUAUUAUUAUUAUAUUACUUGGCCAAUGGCUUUUAUAUUAUAUUAAUUUGGUCAGUAGGGUAUACUUUUGUAUCCUUUCAAGUUUCAAGCAGAUUUCCAAAAUGUUGCAAAUCACGUUUAAAUACGAUUUUCUGUCCCGAAAAUUCUAAGAUGUAAAUUAAAAAAUGAAACGCAAUCCUUGUCGGCACGGCAUUUCCAGUAUUGUACUACAGCAAAUUAUUCCAAUAAUUCUUCCGCUAUUGAUAUAAUAUAAUCUGAUUCUAGGAGUGAUUAGAUGUUAGAGUUUCUCUUUUAUAUCAUGAAGAUUCCAUUGUAAAUUUGUGUAGAUUUAAUCUUUUUUUACGAAUUAAUAAGAUUUAAACCAUGAUUGUAUUUGUAUUUAAAACAAUUAAUUGAACACGACUGCAUGAACUUUUUGUAUCUAUAAUUAGAUGUUCAUGUCAGUAAUUUUUAGCCAUUCUCUUUCUUUGCUGCUUCCGUUCUUUAUCAUGGUCUUUAAAGUGUCUUCUAAGUCUUGUCAUCCCACUUUGACUUUUUUUUUUCUAUAAAAAAAAAACAGUGAUUCCAAUUCAUGUUUAUUGAAAUCAUACACUAUACCUUCAAGUACAUCUAUGUUGCUGCAUUAUUGUUGCUUAGAAGAAGUUGUUUCUUUUAAAAAAAUGGUCUUGAACUAGUACUAGUAUCAACAUUCCAGAUUCUUUGUGUGUGUGUUAAUUUGUUAGCCUUGAGCAAAUACACAGGCUACAUUUCAAUGUGUUCAGAGAUAAGUUUCAGUUGUGGACGAGUACCAUGUUCCAGAUCUUUGAGUACUAUAACUAUGUCAGUUAGAGUGAUAAUAAGCUGAUAUUCAUAUUGUGAUGUGUAAUUCAUAAAUUUCAAAUGCAACAUUCUAGUGAGUGAAAUUGGUUCAGAAAUGUCCACAUUGUCAAAGACAAACCUUUAGUUUUGCCAGGAGUUGUACCCUUUGAAAGUCAUUCAUUUGUAAAAACCAAUAGGAUUUCAAUUGAUUUGGCAUGUACAUGUAUGCAAAGUCUUGUAAAAUAAUGUGCAGAAAAGUACCGUCGAUAGUGUCUGUGGGGUUCCAAAGAAAGUGCCGAUUAACAUGUGAUCGCUUGAAUAAGUUUAUUGAAAUUCAUCAGAAAACAAGAAUUGACUAUCAGAUGAUUUCUCGAUUGGAUCUUUUCAUGUAAGUGAUAAUGAUAAUAUAUGGUAAUCCAUGAUAAUGAUAAUUCAUGAUAGUACUAAUCUAUUAUUAAUCAUUUUCACGACAAUUUUUCAUUUACUGCCACAACUGAACUUAUCUCUAGAGUAUGUACCAUUUAGAUUAGCAGUAGGAAAACAGGGUAGAAACGUCUUUAACUCUUAUCAUUAUAUUCAGCCUUUGAAAUCGUAGUGUGACAUUACACAGCAGAAACUCCUAGUAAAUAUAUUAUGGAUGUUGUAUACUAAUUCAGUAGAAAACAUCAAUAAAUUUAUUAAUUCUUGCAUUUAAUUUGAUCUUUUUUGCAGUUACUUGGAAUAUCUUUUGUUUUCAUAUGUUCCAUCUUGUUUUUUCCAUCUAAAAUAAGCAGCAUUUUUUUCCUGGUGCCUUAAAACUAUGCCUCUUAUUUCUUCUCAUAUAAUACUUCCAUACUUUGGUUUCCUCUCUGUGAUUUCAAGAUGUGUUGUAAGAUUUGUAUAAAAUUAUAAAAAUUGAGCACACAUACCGUAGUUAUCAGGAGCGUGUGAAGUUUGAUCGACCCAUUUUUUUUCAGUGCCAAAUGGAUGACAGGUCUGUUCAUAGCAAGUGAUGUUUUUAAGGGGUUGCUUUGUGACGUGUCUGAUGAAAACAUAGCAAGAUUUGGGAAUUUCAUUUGGGUUUGUGAGUACAGUAGUUCGUGUGAGGCUUCCAUUGUAUUGGAAACUUUCACUUUUGUAAUAGAUCCUGUUUUAUAUGCUAUAAUGGAUCGAGAAAUUGUAUUGCUUGUUUUCUUUAUUUUUUCUAUUGCAUCAAAUUUAUUUCACUCAGGUAAGAGAUAUUUCUCUCAUCACUCUCUUUUCUUUGUCCCUUAACUCUUUAUCUUCUACUCUCACUAAUUUGCAUUGAUACUUCAUACAUUCUGUGAAUGUUAAACUGUAGAUUGUAAAUGAAUAAUAAAAUUGGGGUGAUUGAAUGGUAAGCGCAAAGUUCAACUUUAUUUGCAACAAACAUUAAAAAAAAAACACUUUCACUUAAAUGCAAUCUACACUAAAUAGAUUCGUACUCGUAGCUUACUUACUUUUUAUACUGAAGUAUUUUAAAAGGUGAUCAUGCUGCAACGAUCAUGAUUUUUCUGUUCAUUUAUUAUUUAUCUGGGCCCCGUAACACAGAGGUUGGUGAUUAAUCGCUAAAUGAAAUGGCCUAUCAAGACCAUCCUUGCAUGCGCAUUUUGCUCAGGAGACUGGCUAUAUAGGAACCAAUCUGAAUUGCUCUUUCAAAUUGGCGUUUCGUCGCUAACCUUUGUGUUACGGAGCCCAGUCUUGAUAAAACCCAAGAUCAGGCUGAAUCUGUGUGAAAUAUAUUCAUGUAAAACUAACUCUACAAACCUGUACUCUAUCGAUCUGUACUUAAUCAGUAUUAAUCACUAACUACUUUCGUUAGUUUUUAUCAAAUGAAUGAAAUAUACAUAUGUUCGAUGUGAGAAUGUAAAUAGUAAUGAAAUAAAGAGAGCAUUUCAUGGAA